AUGGUUAGACUCUCUACAUCUAACGCUCCAGCGCUAAUUAAACCUCCUAGUACCGACUCGGACCAUCCCUACUGCCUCACAUAUGCCUACCCCGGUAGCAUCUUUGACUAUCGCUGCGCAUCAACCACAGUCGACGACUACGAGCGUGUUUAUUUUACAUCUGAAGGAAAGAAGCGUGCGGAUCUCAUAACGACAACUCUCAGUUCUGAUUCUUCUGGCACCUCAGAAGGUCUGCAAGAAGUUAUCACAGUAACUGUCCAAGAGAAGUCCUCUAGAUCCCAAGCUGCGGUCACCAUAAUCGUCAUACCUCAGCUACCGAGUGCCGCAGAAACCUCCCCCAAUCCCCCUACCACCGAUAACAAAUCUAUCCCAGUCGGCCCUAUCGUAGGCGGCGUCGUUGGUGGUGUUGCCGUUCUUGGCUUGUUCGGACUUGGGGCUUUCUAUCUAGUUCGACGCCAGAAAAAAAACAAGCAUCAGAAAGACAUGACAACUAGCGGCCAACCCAACAUGACCCACUCCAUGGACCAGAAUCAACACCCAUAUCGUCCCCAAAAUCAAGGGGCUGUUCCACACUACACCGGUGUCAGCAUGUUAUCCUCUCCGCCACUAGAUGCACGUAUGUCGAUGGUGACAGGUUCAGUCUCUCCGAAUGGACAAAGCGUAAAUGGAGGAGGGGGUCAAUUGUCUCCUCCAACGGUUCAGAACCCUGCCCCCGCUUACGAAAUGGCGGGAAGCGAAUCUCGUGAGCCCGAGCCCGUCUAUGAGAUGGCCGGUGAUUCAUCAAAGAGAAAGUAG
Fusarium musae is the source of this 795-nucleotide messenger RNA. RefSeq lists its product as uncharacterized. Bases 1 to 795 code for a protein of 264 amino acids. The transcript has a single exon. The record is from RefSeq and is a predicted model, not a curated record. Lineage: Eukaryota; Fungi; Ascomycota; Sordariomycetes; Hypocreales; Nectriaceae.